Messenger RNA from Emys orbicularis (European pond turtle), 1824 nucleotides. RefSeq names its product minichromosome maintenance complex component 3 (gene MCM3). Gene Ontology annotation, molecular function: single-stranded DNA helicase activity; single-stranded DNA binding; ATP hydrolysis activity. Lineage: Eukaryota; Metazoa; Chordata; Testudines; Emydidae. The record is from RefSeq and is a predicted model, not a curated record. The transcript is spliced from 13 exons. Bases 1 to 1824 code for a protein of 607 amino acids. Gene Ontology annotation, biological process: double-strand break repair via break-induced replication; DNA replication; DNA strand elongation involved in DNA replication. Gene Ontology annotation, cellular component: MCM complex; nucleus.
AUGCCUGAGAAGGCCCCAGCUGGUCAGCUUCCUCGCUCUGUGGACAUUGUUCUGGAUGAUGACCUGGUGGACAGGGUGAAGCCUGGGGACCGAAUCCAGGUUGUUGGGACUUACCGCUGUCUGCCCGGGAAGAAGGGGGGCUACACAUCAGGGACAUUCAGAACCAUUUUGAUCGCCUGCCAUGUGAAGCAGAUGAGCAAAGAAGUUCGGCCUCUCUACUCUGCCUCUGAUGUAGCCAAGAUCAAGAGAUUUAGCAAAAGUCGCUCAAAGGAUGUCUUUGACCAGCUGUCGAGGUCUCUGGCCCCCAGUAUCCACGGGCAUGAGUAUAUCAAGAAGGCGAUUCUCUGCAUGCUGCUCGGAGGGGUGGAGAAGGUCCUGGAGAAUGGGAGUCGCAUCCGAGGAGACAUCAACAUCCUGCUGAUAGGAGACCCUUCGGUCGCCAAGUCUCAGCUGCUGCGUUAUGUGCUCUCCACAGCCCCCCGGGCCAUCCCGACCACCGGCAGGGGCUCCUCCGGGGUUGGUCUGACUGCUGCCGUCACCACGGACCAAGAAACCGGUGAACGCCGCUUGGAAGCGGGAGCCAUGGUCCUGGCUGACCGGGGCGUGGUCUGCAUUGAUGAGUUCGACAAGAUGUCUGACAUUGACCGCACGGCCAUCCAUGAGGUGAUGGAGCAGGGCCGCGUGACCAUUGCCAAGGCAGGCAUCCAUGCCAGGCUCAAUGCCCGCUGCAGCGUGCUGGCUGCAGCCAAUCCUGUCUACGGCAGGUACGAUCAGUACAAAACUCCCAUGGAGAACAUCGGCCUUCAAGACUCCUUGCUUUCCCGAUUCGAUCUGCUCUUCAUCGUCUUGGAUCAGAUGGACCCAGAGCAUGACAGGGAGAUCUCAGACCACGUCCUCCGAAUGCACCGGUACCGAGGACCUGGCGAGCAGGAUGGGGAUGCCAUGCCCCUGGGCAGCGCAAUAGAGAUCCUGGCUACGGAUGAUCCUAAUGUGGUGCAGGAGGAGGACCAGGAGCUACAAGUGUAUGAGAAACACGACAACCUUCUGCAUGGCCCCAAGAGGCACAAAGAGAAGAUAGUUAGCAUGGAGUUCAUGAGAAAAUACAUCCACGUGGCCAAAAUCAUCAAGCCGGUGUUGACCCAAGAGUCAGCGAAUUACAUAGCAGAGGAGUACUCCCGUCUCCGCAGCCAGGACCAGAUGAGCUCCGACAUCGCCAGGACCUCCCCUGUCACGGCCCGUACGCUGGAGACGCUGAUCAGACUUUCCACGGCCCACGCAAAAGCCAGGAUGAACAAAACAAUCGACCUGCAGGACGCGGAAGCUGCUGUAGAACUGGUGCAGUUCGCCUACUUCAAAAAGGUGCUGGAGAAAGAAAAGAAACGCAAGAAGCAGGCGGAGGAUGAUACAGAGACUGAAGAGGAAGAGGAACCAGAGGGUGGCGAGAGAAGGAAAAAGAGGAAGAAGGCACGCCCUGGGGAUCAGGAAGCCAAGGAGGGGGAGUCUUAUGACCCCUAUGACUUCAGUGACACGGAAGAGGAAAUGCCGGAAGUCCAGGCACAUACCCCAAAGACCCCUGAACCUGCAGAGACUGGAGGGAGCAAAAAGACCGAGUUGGCUGACUCAAGGCUGAAAGCUUUCAAGGCUGGUCUCCUGGAGGUGUUCAGAGCUGCCCAUGCACAGUCUGUGGGUCUGAAGAGCCUGAUGGAGUCCAUCAACCGGGACAACCCUGACCCCUUCUCGGCAGCUGAGGUCAAGGUGGCAUUGGAGCGCAUGCAAGACGAUAAUCAGAUCAUGAUGUCUGAUGACAUCAUCUUCUUAAUCUGA